Molecule: messenger RNA, 1928 nt
Organism: Myxocyprinus asiaticus (Chinese sucker)
Lineage: Eukaryota; Metazoa; Chordata; Actinopteri; Cypriniformes; Catostomidae
Product: protein FAM181B-like
Exons: 2
Coding region: 711-1676 (321 amino acids)
Source: RefSeq, a predicted model, not a curated record
CAGUAUUCACUGCGGGCCAAGAAACGUCUUGCAAAUGCUGAAUUUUUUACAGCGGCUAUUCUGCUCAUAGUCGGGAUUUCUUAAGGUUAACAUUUCUUCAGGCACACUGGGCUUGAACUACACUUUAUUCCUUUUUAAUUUAACAGCCCUGGCAGCUUUUCUAGUUAAAUCGACUGUUCAUUAUUGAGCCUUAGUUUACGAAGGGGCUGUGAGGUGCAGUUUAAUGAAUCUCUGGCACAAAGAUCCCUUUCACUGCUCGAGGAAGAAUAGAAGCUAUUUAGACCAUGUAAGGCUGUAUGUCAAAGGCAGCCUAUAAUAGUUGUCAGAAAGAGGCUAAAAUUCCCACUGGUGCGGGAAUGCACAAAAAAUCAACUUCCACUACAAACAGAUUGAGAAACUUGUAGGAAGUUAGAGGAGCAUACAGGUGGUCAGGCAUAAGCAAAGAGUUAAGUCCCAGGGUCCUCCCGUGGCUCCCCUUUGAUGUCCUCACAUCAUUGCCCUGCCUCCUAAAACAAUCCUCCCCUCCCCAAAAACUCCAGUUUUCAGCAGAGCGGAGAGGAACUGUGAGUUUGUCCAGAGAAGGGCCAAAGGUAAGCAAGCCACCCUGGCAGUGCAGAUAAGCAAUAUGCUUUAGAAAAAAUCUUGAGGAUCUCUCAAGGAUUAUUGUAAACAUCUUGGGCAAAGGUGUUGCACUUGUGGCAGAGAGCGAGAUGGCUGUUCAAGCUGCCAUCAUGAACUCUCAGUUCUUAAACUUCUGCUUUCCUGGCUCGGUCAUGGAGUAUGAGGUUGAGAAGCGUCUUGAAGGCGGCCUUCUGGGUGAGGUGGAUUGCGAAGGGGACUUUCGGGAGACCACCAGAGACCUGCUUAGCUUUAUUGACUCGGCUUCCAGCAACAUCAAACUUGCACUGGACAAACAUGUCAAGUCCAAGAGGAAGGUCAACCACCGCAAGUACCUGCAAAAGCAGAUUAAAAGGUGCACAAGCAUCAUCUUACCAGGGACUGCACUGGUCCAGGAGCCAUGCAAGAAUAAAGGUUCACCCCAAACCCCAACCAGCAACCUGCCCAGCAAAACGCCAUCCAAGAAUGACGGGAUACAGACCAACCUGCAAAAAACGAGUCUGGCUGCCCUUUUUAAUCCAGCAAAGGAUGUACGAGCAGAAAGAGCCAAGAAGCCCCCGUUGCGGAACCGAAACCUUCCACCAUCCUUCUUUACAGAGCCAGCCAACAGCUCGACAGUUACAUCAACAUCUGGCAUGUCGCUGAAAGACCUGGAGCGUGGGACUCCGGAGGCAGCAGAGUUCUUGGAGCUUCUCGGGCCUGACUACAGCAAUAUGGUCUUGGAGCAAGAGCUAUUCCAAACAGUGCCUUCCAGGAUCCAACCGGAGGUGACCGUAGGCCCCGAACCGGUCUUUUAUGGUACGCAAAAUUUUGUAAAUGGUGGAUUUUUGUAUGAUGAGCCUUGGUGUAUUUGUAGUGGCACACCCAAAAAGACUGGGGACAUGCAGACAUUGCAGCCAAAUCUUUAUAGUAUUACAGACCUUACUGGCGCCGUGCCUGUGGAACAGAGUUCGCCAUGUGCAAUUCCCUUUCCAAACUUCUUAACAGAGUGCUCCGCACCUCCGGACACCUAUGAUCUGACGAAUGGAUACAACAGAGGGAGAUUUCCUUCUCUUUAAGUCAGACAUUUUCCAUUUCUCAGAACAAAAAUGCUUAUGCUUUUUCUCAGUAUGGCUAUGAAAAGAUACUACUUAAAUGUAAUUGCUUUUUUGAUCCUGAAACUUUUGCAUCUAAACCUGCAAACUGACCUUUUUAAAACAACCUGCUUUUUAAGCAAACUGUAAAAGGUUUAUGAUGUCUCGGGUGACCUUAUAUCUCCACAAUUUAAAUGAAAAAAAAAAAAACAUUUUUGCACUGUUCUAAUAAAAUAA